AUGUAUUCAGUUGAUUGCAACCGUUAUUUUAAAUCUGAUUUAUAUUUUCCUUCUUCAGCUACAAGAAAACGCUAUGUUCUUGAAAAGUAUCCGCCAAGUCGACAGACGCCUGCCUACAAUCCAUUGAAUUAUUCAUUUCGACCAAUUACACCGCCCUAUUUCGAUAAAAAUGGGUACGAAAGACCGCGUGCAAAUCAUCCUGACAAUGAACGGAGACAAAUCAAUCUGCCGACAAGAGAUCGACAAAUACAACAUACAACUGGAUUUCAAAAAAAAGUCGAAUCAUCUCCAAUAAGUGAAGUAAAUUUUGCCAUGGACAAAAUUGGUGGAAAUACAAGACGAAGUAAAGAUUUAGAAGUUGAAAUCAGACCAAAACGAUCUCGAAGACGUCAAUUAUUGAAUAAUCUAUUUGAUGUUUUAGCAAUAGCUGCUACGGCUAUUAUCUUCGGGCUGAUUUAUUCAUUAGCAAAACCAUCGUCAAGAGGUUUUUUUUGUGAUGAUACAUCAAUUCGAUAUCCAAUUAAGCCUGAUACAAUUCCGAUGUGGCUACUGGGAGUUUAUGGAGGCCUGGGACCUGUUAUUAUUUUUUGCAUUGUGGAAAUUUGGGUAGUCCGUCCGUUUGAGUGUGGUAGUCGAUCAAGUUCAAAUAAUAUAAAACGGCGACGUAUUGAUUAUCUCAAAACGAUUUUACAAACAAUAUUUCUUUUUGGGCUUGGCAUUGCAAUUUGUUUUCUAAUUACUGAAGUUGGCAAGCGUACAAUAGGUCGUUUGAGACCCUAUUAUUUAACUCUCUGUGAUCCUAAUUGGGCUAAUAUUGAAUGUACAAAGAUAAUACUAUCAUUCAGUGGUCCGGUGUCUGUUCCACAAUAUAUUACGAAUCAUAAUUGUAAUGCAACUGUAUUAGAGAAAGAUCUCCGAGAAGCACGAUUAUCAUUCCCAUCGGGGCAUGCAAGUUACUCAACAUUUGCAUUUGUGUUUCUAUUUGUUUAUUUCGAAGCACGUCUCGUUUGUCCGCAAGUUCAAUUUCUUAAACCAUUCCUACAAUGUAUUUGUAUAGCAAUCGCUUUCUAUACGUGUCUGUCACGCGUUAUAGAUUUUAAACAUCAUCCAACAGAUGUUAUCGGUGGCGCAAUAGUUGGUUUAUGCAUUGCUAUUUUUGCAGCAGUACGUGUGGGUACUUAUUUAUGGAGUUUCGGUGUUUAUUGUGAAACAGUCGACGAAACAAAAAAAGAUCGUUUACCACAAGACGAACGUGUUCCUAUACCAGGUAUCGAAAGAAGACAAAAUGGUGUGUCACGCGGAAACGAUCAAAUACAAUUAGAAACUAUCCAAGGUUAUCGUCAACAACCUAUAACAAAUUCUUUUUACAAUAGUAGGCCAUAUAAUGAUAAUAGUAUAUCUAUGACAGAGCCGAGAAGUGCUUCAAAUGGAACGUUCAAUGGAGUACGCCGUGUAUCACCAAGCCAAGAAUUCCAUGGACCCAAUAAUUAA
Rotaria socialis is the source of this 1491-nucleotide messenger RNA. The record is from the annotation of a GenBank genome assembly. Lineage: Eukaryota; Metazoa; Rotifera; Eurotatoria; Philodinida; Philodinidae.